UAACUGCUGAUUAAUCAUUGAUAGCGUUCAGCGCAUAAAAAGAAUGCUAGAGACUUUCAAGUAACAUUCGUAGCUGUCUUGCAAAGCGUACACACAAGAUGGCCUUCAAGCUUGUCCUCGGGGCUCUUGCCCUUAUGGUCGUAUCAACCUACGCCAGAAGCACAUACAAAAGAAACGCCAACCCAUGUCCACCAGGAUGUCCCUCAACUUGUGCCCCAGCUUGUGCCGUAUCUUGUUGUCUACCUCCCCCACCCCCACCACCACCUCCACCACCACCACCACCACCACCACCAGAGCCAGCACGUCCAGGACCUCCAGGACCUUCCGGUAGAAUGGGACCCCCAGGACCCGUUGGACCCAUCGGACCUAUGGGAGAAGCCGGACCACCAGGAAUUCCAGGACCUCAAGGACCACCCGGACCUCCAGGAGAGCCCGCUCCACCACCACCACCACCUCCCCCAUGCCCACCCGUAUGCGCACACACCUGCGUCAGCUCCUGCCCAGCUGGAUGUUGCCAAGGGGGUAGAUAAGCUCCAUACUCGUAGCUACGCGGUGCCAACACCUUUCACCGCAUUUUAAAAGUAGCAAAUUGUUUUUCGAAAUCAAUGUCGUUUAGUUUUGUACAAACAGCGAUCGAUAAGCAAGGAGGAGGACGAUGGAAAUCAAGAUGAUUUGUGAAUUUUAUUUUCAUUCAACAAUUGUACGCUUAAAAUUGGAGUUUAUUUUUCACUAUUCUUAAUUAAUAUCCUUCUGUGGCCACAGAUUUUGGAGUUUCAAAUGUGUAGGUUUGAUUUCUUUUCAUACUGAAACGCGCUGAUAAUCCUUUGAACGAAUCAAGUUAACGAGUAUAGACAUCUUUUGUUAUGUUAGACUAUCGUGUGCACUUUGUAUUAAAAAACACAUUACACCAAAA
Actinia tenebrosa (Australian red waratah sea anemone) is the source of this 913-nucleotide messenger RNA. RefSeq lists its product as uncharacterized. The record is from RefSeq and is a predicted model, not a curated record. NCBI's taxonomy places the organism in Eukaryota, Metazoa, Cnidaria, Anthozoa, Actiniaria, Actiniidae.